AUGCCCCUGCCCCGGCCCUUCAGCGGAAGGGGAUCCAGUCUAGCCCGAGCCCGAGUGGCGGGCACUAGCCUCCCGCGGGCAACGGCCCGCUCCCCAAGUCGUGCCGGCCACGGUGGCCCGUUGUUGAGCCGUGCGCAACUCCUCACCCGGCAGCGCCAUUCCUCCGAGCAGGUCCCUGCAGAGCCCGAGCCGCAAGCUGACUUCCGCUCGGGAAAGUGGCUCCAAAAGCGCGCCGGAGAGGACGCCAGGGACUCGCGGCAGGCUCCGCGUGCCACGAUGGGAUCUAGGCACAGGAUCUGUGGUCAGGAAAAAAUAGUGAUCCCUUGUGCUUCUGACAGUGAUUCGGGAAGUGUGGAUUUGCAGCUGAGCAACUUAGAUGAUAUUAAAAAAGGCCCAAGUAGCAUUGAACUUACAGAGUUGGACAUCUCUGACAUCCCUGGACUUUCUCAGGAGUCCUUCACAGAUAACUUCAGACACCUCACCCACCAGGCGCCCCUGGGCGAGGCUGUCACUGACAAGCUGAUCAAAUCCAUCGAGGAGGUUUUUAAUGGUGAACUAAAGGAUGAACUUGAAAAGCUGACAUUCCUAAGAUCUUUAUCUUCUCUCAGCCGAACUCUACCUUAUUAUGAAACCACAGAAUCAUUCAUUCGCAGCCACAUAGCAGACAUUGUGUAUAUCCUAAAUGUACUGGUGCAAGAGGAGCCCCUGCAUUCUCUGUUCAGCCCUGUGCGCCAGGAGGUCUUUGUCACCAUCACUGACCUCAGUUACCAAGAUGUCCAUGUGCUGUUUGGCUCUGAAGAUCGAGCUGACUUGUUCAGUCUUAUCACCAAAAGUAUAAUCACUCUGCCCUCUGUAAGGACUCUUAUCCACCUACAGGAAGUCAUGCCAAGUGGACCCUACAACUCAGAGUGUCUCUACAGGCAGACAUUUCAGGCAUUCUCAGAGAUGCUCCAGAGUUUGGUGGUGAAAGACCCACAUUUGGAAAAUCUUGACACCAUUUUUGAGCACAUGGAACCCUGGUUACAGUCAGUCAAAGACCAUGAGCGGGAACGGGCCACGGCCAGCAUGGCUCAAGUUCUGAAGUGCUUAUCCAGGUAUCUCAACUUGAAGCUUCCACUGCAGUUCCAAAGACUUGGACACCUAGUGGCUCUGAUGGCACUGCUGUGUGGGGACCCACUGAAGGAGGUAGCCGAGGAGGCAGCAGAGGGCACGCACUUCCUGCUGCACAUCACCUUCAGGCUGAAGUAUAUUACUCAUGACGAGGAAAAUCACCGAAGCUUGAGAAGAGCACUGAAAAAAUGUCAAGAACUUCUAGAGCUCUACAGUAUUAAACAGUUCUACAGUCAUCCCUUCAAAAUUGCCCAGGUCUUUGAAGUUUUUCUCAAUUCAAAUGAGCUCCACCAGUUUGUAAUGACUACAUUGGAUGGCCUGAAAUAUUUGAAACAUCCCUGCACCCAGAUAUCAGCAGGAAAAUUACUGAUAACAUUGGUGAAAAAUGCAGAGUCCCGAUUUGAAAAGGUGCCUGAAAUUAUGGGAGUUAUCUGUGCCAGGCUAUCCACAAUCAGCCAGUCUAGCAUCCGCCAACAAGUCAUAAACACUGUGAGUUUGUUUAUCUCCAGGCCCAAGUACACAGAUAUAGUGCUCAGCCACCUUCUGUGUCAUCCAAUACCAUACGACAGGCAUCUAGCUGAGUUAUGGAGAACACUGGAAGUGGAGCUGCCCAACACAACCUGGAUUCUGUGGAGGCUCCUGAGGAAGCUACAGAAAUGCCAUAAUGUGCCCACCCAGGAGAAGAUGGCCUAUGUGGCUGUUGCUGCAACAGAUGCCCUUUAUGAGGUGUUUGUGGGAAACAGGCUCCGAGCAGCUAUGUUCCGACUCUUUCCUCAGCUUCUCAUGACACUGCUCAUCCAGAUUCACCACAGCAUCGGCCUCACCAUGUCUGAUGUCGCCAUCCCAAGUGGCCUAUACACAGAACAGGAAAUGUCAUCAGAGGUCACCCCUUUGUGUUUCGCCAUGCAGGCUACAAAGACUCUCCUCCUCAGGGCAUUGUGCUGGCAGGAAUUCGGCAUCAUGGAAAAGAAUAAAGGAUGGACUCUUCUGGAAGGAAAAGAUUACCAUCUUCAGGGAGUAUUUCUCCUUGCCAAUGCAUUGCUGGAAAGAAAUCCCGUCCUUGCACAUAAGAUCAUGUACUUGUUAAUCCCUCUUCUUAACCGAGGGAAUGAUAAACAUAAACUCACAGCUGCAGGCUUUUUUGUGGAGCUUUUGCAGAGUCCAGUGGUGAGGAGACUGCCCAGCAUAUUCUCCAUUGCCCGCCUGAAAGACUGGCUACAUCAUGGAAAUAAUCUCUUUAGAAUUAUUGCCCUACGGGGACUGCGUAAUCUUGUCAGACAUGAGGUGAUGAGGGAAGACAUCAAGAGCCUGUUGCCGUGCAUCUUAGACAGCUUAUGUGAAACCAACGAGAAGAUUGUUUUGUUGGCCAUCCAGAUACUCCUGCAACUUGUUGGGACAAUGGAUUUCACUACCCUGGCUGCCAUGAUGAAGACCCUGUUCUCCUUAUUUGGUGAUGUGAGACCUGAUGUACAUCGUUUCUCCGUGACUCUCUUUGGAGCCUCCAUAAAAUCUGUGAAAUACACAGAUAAGAAGGGUGUAGAGGACCAAGUCCUGGACAGCUUGGUCCCUCUACUUCUGUAUUCUCAGGAUGAAAAUGAUGCAGUAGCUGAGGAAAGCAGGCGAGUCCUAACUAUAUGUGCCCAUUUCCUGAAGUGGAAGCUGCCCCAAGAGGUGUACUGCAAAGACCCCUGGUACAUCAAACCUGUUGAAGUUGGGAUGAUCUGCAAAUUCUUUGGGAAAAAAUUCAAGGGGAAAAUUAACAUCCUAGCCCAAACGUUAAUGUAUUCCAAGAAUGCAAAACUUCCCAUCAGAAGAGCAGCAGUCUUGUUUGUAGGGCUCUUAACAAAGUACAUGGAUCACAAUGAGCUCAGGAUGAAGGGUACUGACUGGAUAGAGGAUGAUCUGAGAGAUCUGCUGCAUGACCCUGAGCCCUCUCUGCGCAUCAUCGCCUCCCAGGCUCUGUUCCGAGUCCAGAAGGUGGGGUCUGAACCAGAACCUGAGCAGACAGUUUGCUGGUUGAGGAAGCUCAUGGGAUGUCUCUCUACCUAGAAAUGCAAGGCGAGCAACACCAGAUGCAGAAGCUGUGGAACUGAACAUGAAAGUGACUUGGCCAAGGUCACACAACUAGUAAAUGUAAAAGCCAGGAUUUAAACCCAAGUAGUCUGGCUCCAGAGCCCACAUCCUUGGCUGGUUUGUUCUGCUCUUCUCCAGUCUGCUUUUUCUAUCUAAUGAGAAUAAAUUCAGUUCUACUCCACAAUUAAUCUCAGUUGCUAAACUAAACUUAUGCCCCAAAUAAAUUCAUGCAAUCAUACAAAUGUGGUAAAGGGCUGUUGAGCCUCAAAUAAUUUAUCAAAUACAAAGG
Molecule: messenger RNA, 3472 nt
Organism: Cynocephalus volans (Philippine flying lemur)
Lineage: Eukaryota; Metazoa; Chordata; Mammalia; Dermoptera; Cynocephalidae
Gene: MROH8
Product: maestro heat like repeat family member 8
Exons: 24
Coding region: 1-3159 (1052 amino acids)
Cellular component (GO): cytoplasm
Source: RefSeq, a predicted model, not a curated record